Molecule: messenger RNA, 2190 nt
Organism: Talaromyces stipitatus ATCC 10500
Lineage: Eukaryota; Fungi; Ascomycota; Eurotiomycetes; Eurotiales; Trichocomaceae
Exons: 6
Coding region: 1-2190 (729 amino acids)
Source: RefSeq, a predicted model, not a curated record
AUGCACUAUAUUGGUCAAGAUGCUUCAUUUACAGAUGCGUACAAAGCCAUAAAGGCCAAAACGCUGGUGGAAGCAGUAGAAAUCCUUAUUAAGAAACUUCACUUGUGCCAAUGUGCCCUGGGAAAUGCGUACAAGGGCCAGGAACAUCUAGUUGCUGCUGUCACUAGAGCCUGUCAAGAUUCGCCUGAGAUGAGCGACGCUCUUAGUGAUCCUGCAACGAAUUUUGAGACGUUGGUAUCAAGACUCCGUGCCAGGGCCGCUGUGGUCCAAGGAAAGAAGUCAGCCAAAAGUUCUUGGGCCGCACAAACUAGAAUAAUUGACAAACCCCACGUCAAGAAUAUCGACGCCAGGGAUAUGAUGAUUGUAAUUCCUGCUAACAAGAUAAUAGAAAGUGUUGGAUCUGCCACAGAUCUAAUUACCGCUCAUUCAAACACUCUGAUGAGGAGCGCCGCAGAGCGAGAGAGCAAUGGUAGACGCUCCGCUUCUGACCACACAUAUCGCGCCUUUAUUAUAGACUUUGAAAAGGGCUGUAUAAUUGAGUCAGAUAGUAAGGAGGAUAACAUUGAAGAAGAAGACGACAUUGAGGACAACGCCACUGCUUAUUUCAUGAUCAACAAACUGCAAGAUUGUUCCUUUAUCCAUUGGAUAAGUGGAUACCAUGACGAUAUCGAUCAGGAAGGAUUCCACCACAAAUUGGAGGUAAGAGAGCUUGAUCAAUCAGAGCGCAAGGAUGGCCUCCUAGAACCUGCUUCUCAAUUUGUACUUGAACACCAUGAAGGCGAGAUUUUCCAAGGAAUUCUUCCAGAUACUGGAGCAGCAAAGGUAUCAACUAUUGGCCGACGUCAACUUGCUGCCUUACAGAGAAGCUAUCCAGAGAUUACCGUUAAUAGGACCCAUGCAGGAGAGCACUCAAUUCGAUUUGGCCAAGGGAGACGUACAGGUCCUAAUUAUCAGAAAGCGAGGCCACCCAUAACGACGUCCUUCCAGGCCGCACGAUUCUUGAAGUCUUUAUCUAUAAAAGAUACAUGGGAAGCGCUCCAGGUAGUGUGGAUUGACACCUAUCUUGGCCCUCCUGAUGUCAUCUCACACGACAUAGGAACCAAUUUUGCCGCAUUAGAAUUCAAAACUGAGGCUAAGAUGAUGGGAAUCCAAUAUUACCAAGUGCCAGUGGAAGCACACAAUGCAAUUGGGAAAGUUAAGCGUUACUAUGCACCACUGCGUAGAGCAUACAACAUCAUAUCGGCAGAACUAGGUGCUAGCGUCAACAAGGAUGUGAUCCUCCAGAUGGCUGUCAAAGCUAUCAAUGAUACUGUGGGACCAGAUAGAAUAGUUCUAACUGUACUCGUUUUUGACACUUACCUAUGCAUAACGACUGACUCACCCCUAUCCGCGUUAACUGCUCGACGUGCUGAGGCAAUGAGAAAGGUGAUGGCCAAAUUAAGAUGUAUGGUGGCAGAGCGACAAGUCAAUGACACACUUAACACUAGGAACGGCCCAAUUAUCAUGGAAACGCUCAAUCUCGCACCAGGGAGCAAAGUCAAAGUAUGGCGCAAAGGAGAUAGUUGGUCAGAACCAUACAAAGUUAUAUCAGUCAAUGGCCAUGACGUGACUGUAGAUCUUGGAAAUGGUGCUGUUGCAUUCAGGGCAACAUCAGUACAGCAGUAUUUACAUGAUAGCAAGGAUGAGAGUGAUCGCCUGAUUAGAUUGCCUCUCUCUCCCCCCCAAGAGGAUCUCAAUCGCCAGGACAGUCGGUCCCAAGUCAACUUCGACCAGACUCCGAGGACUAGAGUAAGAGUAAGACUGCAAGACCAUCCUGCAAAUCCGAAUCACCGUAUUGAGACUAGAGGAGUCCACGCACCGCAGACCCCCGAGAUGCCUGCGUUGCCACGCCGCCGAGGACGACCGCGUGGUUCUAAAAAUAAGCCAAAAGCGUACGCCAAAGUGUUCAUAUCCAAAAAGGAGAGGGACGACCUUGAACUUGCCGUCAAGCUGCAGCGUGAAGGCAAGAUCGCCACCAAUGGCGCGCUAUUCGAAUUAUUAGGCAAAACAGAGAUCGACAGCUUGAUAGCAAAUGGGACCUUUAAGAUCCUUCACCGUGCCGAUAUAGACCUGCGUGGCAUCAGAAUUUUUAAUUCCCGCCUUGUUAAUGAGAUAAAGGGCAAGAAUGAGAUUCCCUAUAAGAAAUCUUGA